Messenger RNA from Photinus pyralis (common eastern firefly), 729 nucleotides. Its product is annotated as spindle assembly checkpoint component MAD1-like. The transcript has a single exon. NCBI's taxonomy places the organism in Eukaryota, Metazoa, Arthropoda, Insecta, Coleoptera, Lampyridae. Bases 1 to 729 code for a protein of 242 amino acids. The record is from RefSeq and is a predicted model, not a curated record.
AUGAGCGGGGCGGAAACAGAUGAAGACGUUAAAAGGAAAAGAGAGGAUAAUGAUAGUUCCGAAAGAACGAAACUGCUCCGAAAAACAACUAUGAAACGAAAGGAAGGAACGGAAGAGAAAAUGAUAGAAAUGAUGAAAGAGCUGAUGAGUAAGAAUGAAAAUAUGAUGACUGAAUUAAAACAAAUAAGGCAAGAGCAAAAGGAGACCAACGAACAAUUAAGUGCAAUACGAAAGGAGAAUAUCACGCUUAAAAAAGAAAUAGAACAACUGAGCAAUAAAGUCGAAACCCUAGAGAGACGGAAUAAAAAGGAAAACCUGAUAAUAUCAGGAAUUCAAAUUCCAACAAAUGACGACAAGGAAAUAAAGAGACAAAUGGAAAGAUUUAUAGCACAAGAACUGAAAAUGGAUGUGAAAAUUAGGAAUGCCAGCAGAAUAACCGACAAGGUGUGUGUAAUCCAAAUGGAAAAUAUGUGUGACAAACUAGAGAUACUAAAGCACAAGAAAUUAUUGAAAGCCUACAAGGAUAAAGUAUACAUAGAGUCCGAACUGACAAAAAAAGAAUUAGAAAUACAGAAGGAGAUAAAGCAAAUCUCAAUGGAGGAAAGACGAAGAGGCAACUCCACAAAAAUUGGAUACAAAAAGCUUAUUAUAAAUGGUAGCGAAUGGAAGUGGAACGAAACGGCCAAAGCCCUCCAGAAAACCAACAACACAACGACAUCAAAAAACUAA